Molecule: messenger RNA, 2326 nt
Organism: Strongylocentrotus purpuratus (purple sea urchin)
Lineage: Eukaryota; Metazoa; Echinodermata; Echinoidea; Camarodonta; Strongylocentrotidae
Product: protein CREG1
Exons: 5
Coding region: 163-819 (218 amino acids)
Source: RefSeq, a predicted model, not a curated record
ACACUGUACAUUGGAUGUCUGGAUGCGAUGUCGACUGAUAGAGCUGCGCUGGUGUUUGAUCUUAGUUAAAUUGUGUAGCGACGACGUCGACGGCGACAAAGAUUUGACUCUGAAAAAGCCAGGUCACUAUAGAAAGACUUCGACAUUCACCGGUGUCUAACGAUGGGUCAUUGGUCACUCAUCGCUUUGGUGGUCAGCUGUUGUGUCUCUGCAGUUCUGUCCGAUAUUCAAAACCAGCUAGACAAUGCUAUCAGAAUGCCAGAAGCAGAGCAAUCCAGCGCAUCAACACGGCCACCGUUUAUUGAUAAAGCAAGACGAGCAAGGUACAUGGUCCAUAAGGCUAACUGGACAGUCAUAGCGACGUUCUCCACCAAGCCUGAGAUCCUGGGACGCUCUUUCCCAGCUCCCACGUCCAUCUCGGACGGUGCGCUUGGCAAAAGCUCCGGCACACCUUACUUCUACCUGGCGGAGAUCGACAGCACCAUGCAAGAUGUCGCCAAGAACCCCAACGUGACGUUGAGCUUCAGCGAGGCCGAGUUCAGCGAUGUCGCAGACUGUGCCGUUUCUUCUUCGUCUGAUCCAGAGAACCCUCUCUGUGCAAGGUUGAUGCUUUUCGGUAAACUGGUUCACGUUACUGACCCCAAGGAAAAUGCGUUUGCAAAAGAGGCCCUCUUCUCUCGUCACCCUCUCAUGCCCAGCUGGCCCAGCGGUCACAACUUUAGCUUCAAGAAACUGAUCAUCACCGACGUCUGGAUCUUAGACUUCUACGGUGGAGGAUCAUCUCUUUCGGUUGAAGACUACUACAAAGCUACACCAUAAUCAUAGCUCAACACCAACAAUGGCCUGCAACACAUAGGCGAUAAUGCUAAGACCCCAAUAUUAAUUUUUUUUUUUAGCAUAGGGCGACUGCAUACAUACUCAAGAAAUUGUUUGCAAUUAGUGAAAAAUAUUGUUAAGACAUGAUACUCAGUACUUCAUAUGUGCUAAUUUAGAACACGAUGUAAGGUGACAAAGAGGUACAGAUAACACAGAAGCAGCUGGGAUGGGAAGUGACAUGUCCUACUUGGUACAUGCUUUCAAUAUAUAAAAUGGGGUACUGGUACGUGUUUAAUAGAGAGCAUCCUAUUGGUUGAAAAGCUAUCAUGUGACACUAAACAUAUGGUAAUACUCCCCUCCAGAGCGUGUAAUAUACAUGUAGCAACUAUUUGUUGGUUUUUUCACGCUAUAUUGGUCAAAAAGUUUGUCACAUAAUUAUCCAAGCAAUUGUAUUUGUGGUUAUUGAUGCGUGCAUUUGUGUUAGAGGGCUGGAUGCCUCUUAAAAUAACCAAGGCCUGACAAAUAGCAGUCACAAAUGUCCUUAUGUUAUAUAAUAUUGAAUGCAUAUCACUGUUUUAUAUCACAAAAAUGUAAAGUUAUUUGCUCUUCCAGCCCGUCGUUUGUAUAUGAUAAAGUCAAAACUUUUCUGUACGAUUAUCAAAAUGCUUUUGAUGUCUCUGUUUAUGUACAUGUACAAGUCAAAUAAGGAAAGUGCACUGAUAUUACAUGUUGUUUAAGAUGUAUGAUGGGGCAUGGGGAUGUAUUAACAAUAUGUGAGUAAAUUGAAUGCUGGGGACUUGCCUGCCAUAGCAGUAACUCCUGGAUUCCUGCUAAGGAUGAAGUAUUGUGAUGAAAGAAGGGAAAGGUCACCCUGAGAUGAAGUUGAUUUGUACUGGUGCAAAAAACAAACCAAUAAUAAUGUCAGAUUGGACUUCCUAUUGGGCAUUAGCUCAAUACUAGAAUACUAGAAUGAGAAGUUUAUACGAUAGAAAAUGUUAAAGAGCAAUCCAGCCCUUGUAUUGAAUUCAAUUGUAUGGAAGCAGAAAAAACGAAAGAAACAGAAUAGCGAAAGUUUGAAUUAAAUCGAACCAUUACUAAGAAAGUGAUGAAUGUUUGAAAUAUGAGAUCACUAAAUCUGUGUGAAUCUGAAAUUGGCAAUUUGUUUAGUGGAUAAUGAGUUAGUCAUGGCCAACUCUCUCACUUGUCAUGUUCAAAAAUAUCAUAAAUUUCUGUUUUUCUCCUACGCACAUCCUUUGGGGCACUAUUUCAAAAUAAAUGUAUAAUAAUGGAUAAACAAUUUUGAAAUUGGGGCGUUUCCAAUACCGGUCUUUACCUUUAAAUAAUAUGAUGUAAUAAAUGUUGGUACACAGGAAUUGUGAUGUAAACAUGAAAUGUUGAGUUAAUAUAUUCAAAUGUGUGAAAAAUGUGUCUGCAUAUGAUGUAGUGACUAUUUUUUUUAAUGUGGUUAGGCGAGUCAGUUCUUAUCACAGCAAUAUAAUUAUGUUGUUAA